Molecule: messenger RNA, 1749 nt
Organism: Haliotis rubra (blacklip abalone)
Lineage: Eukaryota; Metazoa; Mollusca; Gastropoda; Lepetellida; Haliotidae
Product: BLOC-1-related complex subunit 7-like
Cellular component (GO): BORC complex
Source: RefSeq, a predicted model, not a curated record
UUUCGACACACUGGAGAUGUUAACCGGAAAGUGAUAUAUAUGGACUAUUUUUAUCCAGAACAGAUUCAAUAUAUACGAACGAUGCAAAAUUAAUGACUGAUAAAGUUAGACUUAAUCCCAAGAUGAGUUCAUGAUGUCGUAAACAAACAUACAGACUGGUUUCCGGGAAUAAAUGAAAGAUGGCGUCUGCUAGCUGGAACCAAGAAACUAAAGCAAGAUUAAAUGAGAAAAUCACGGCUAACAUAAACGAUCUUGGUUCACUGGCGCGUCAGGUUAUAAGGGGAUCAAAGUCGAACGAUCUUCUUGCUCAAGCAGCCAAAAACUUUUCUUCCCAGGAGCCCUGCAUCAAUCAUUCCUUUGAUACACUUAAGAAGCUGGACCACAUCAAAUCACAACUAGAAUUUCAACAAGCUGCCAUAGAGAGAAGUAUGGGGAAUCUGGAUGAAAUACAAGAUGAACUGAAGACUGUUCAGAGAAGAUGACGUUGAUGAAGAUGAUGUUGGUGUGCUGGUUUGCUUGACAAUGACACCAGGUGUCUGUUCCACUAAGUGAUCUUCGUGCCACCCCUUCAUAAAGCACUAAGGUUACAUAGUGGAACAGACCAGGGUGACCCUUUCAUGAAGACUGAAACACAUUUCUCUGCAUAUGCUUAUUUCAUAUUUAUAGAUAAUGGAUCAACGUCUCCACACAAUAAGAGAUAUGUUUAAUGUUGUCUUGGUCAUUGUUGACUGUGAGUUAAGCUAGGCUCUGGAUAAUGUUUUCAGCCAGUUAUACGUUAUUACAUGUUUAUUAUUCAGAUUGGAUAAUGAUAUUUUGUUUAGGGGAUGUGGGUAUUAAGUACAUUAUAACUAUGAAGAAGUUUCACAUUUUUCACUUUAAUGAUUUUGAACAUGUUGUCAACAGUUCCUUUUUCAAAAAAUUUGGAUGGAAUCUAAAUUUGUUGUGGGUUUAGUGGUGUUUACCUGCUACACUUUGUGUCAUAAGAAUCAGAGUGCUGUCUAUUUCUGGCUUGUUGAACACACUAUACAGCUUUACUUGGGAACAUUAUGAUUAAAUUCUUACUCAACAGAUUUUCCCUUUAAAAGUGUUUCUUCAUUUUCAUAAGUAUAUAUCAUGUAUAUAGACAUGUAUUAUGUCAGUGUCACUGUCUAGGUACUCUUAAUUCCAACAGAGUUGGAAAGAAUGUAGUUUGUUGCACAUAGUGAUGUAUAAUAUAUAAUGUGUGUGAGUGAGUGUGAGAGUGAGUUAGUGCAAGGACACUAUUGAUUUCAGUUUUUGUGCAAUUUUUAUAUUAGUUGGGACCAUGCACUGGAGAACACAAUGUGGAGUACUUGUUUGUACAAUCUUUACACUCUUUGUAAUUGAUUGAAAAAGCUCCCUGACUGAAAUCCAGGUGAGAUUCCCCAGCAGUAUGUGCUACCACACCGACUGGCUUGGCAUGUUGCAUAACAUAGUACCCAAGGUGAUGUUACUUGUUAUGUCUAUCACUGGUUUGUCUAGUCCCAUCUUGAUCAUGUACAGGCUGAGGUCAUGUAGCUGGAAUAUUGCUGAACAUGAUGUUAUUUUACGAAAAAUAUAUGAAAUAUGAUAUAACAUAUAGAACGUACAUUUUGAAAGUCUAAAUUGGCUCUUUAUUGCCAACUUGGAUCAGAUGAAUCUAUAAUCCAGAACAAUAUAUAAAAUGAUGGGCAACAGUUAGGAUUUGUGUCAUGCUAUGAUUGUAAAUAAUUAAACAUCUACAACCAAACA